CGAUUGUUUUCUUGUCCGAGUAUAAACGUAUUGUUGACAUACUUUUACAGGUGAAAAUGGUAAAAAUAAAAUAAUCACGUUAAAACUAGUUGUUUUGUUUCGAGUGCAUCAGAUUUGUAAAUGCAAUGGAUGAAUUCAUCCCGAUAAAGGUAGAAGAGCUCACAAUAUUCGACACUGUGACUACGGAAGAGGAAAUUCCAGUCGUUAGCAGCGAUCAGUGGACCGGUGAAACGACUGUAACGAACGUCCUGAGGGAAAAUUCAGCUGAUGUGAAACGAGAACCUGCCACGGAUAGUUCUGAUGAAGCUAAAACUAUAAUAACUUGUAACGAAAUUGCAGUCUCUAGUACCAGUAACGCGGACGGUUCGGAGCCAAACCAUACUGGUAACCUGAGCCUAAGCAAUGGUUCGAAAAAAUACGACUGUGACAUAUGCGGCAAACAGUUUAAACAGAAGCGAUCACUUCGCAUCCAUCUGGAGGUUCAUCAGAGCAGUACGGUGAGCUCUGAGAUUGGAAACCACAGCACAAAAAGGCACGAGUGUAAGAUUUGCGGAAAAGGAUUCUCCCACAUUUCCAAACUCAAACGGCAUUCAACUUGUCAUACUGAAGAAAAACCUUUUAGUUGUGAUAUUUGCGGUUUACCAUAUAAAACAGUUGAUAGUUUGAGAAAUCAUAAGAUACAACACACCUCACAGCGGCCGCAUAAAUGCGAAAUUUGCGGAAACAGAUUUUGGACUUAUCAAAAGCUCAUGCGGCAUUCAACUUGUCAUACAGCAGAAAGACCUUUUAGCUGUGAUAUUUGCGGUUUAACGUAUAAGUCAGUUAUUUGUUUGAGAAAUCAUAGGAUAACCCACGCCUCAGAGCGGCCACAUAAAUGCGAAAUUUGUGAGAAAGGAUUUUGGACUUCUCAAAAGCUAACGACACAUAUGACUUGUCAUACUGAAGAAAAACCUUUUAGUUGUGAUGUUUGCGGUUCAUCAUUUAAGGCAGCUAAAAGUUUAAAAGAACAUAAGAUAAAGCACACCUCGGAGAGGCCACAUAAGUGCGAAAUUUGCGACAAAAACUUUCUAUUACGCUCAAUGUUAACAAGGCACAUGCUUUGCCACAAGAAAGAACGGCCUUUCAAAUGCAAUUUUUGCGGUUUAUCAUAUAAAUCAGGUUGUUAUCUUAAAAAACAUAAGGCAAGGCACAAAUCGGUGCACGCCUAUAAAUGUUCGAUUUGUGAGAAAAGAUUCGCUUAUCCUCGGUUGCUCGUAAUACACAUGUCACGUCAUAAACAAUUGUUGGAAUGCGAUAUCUGCAAAGCAGGUUUUAAAACAAAUUAUCGUCUGAAAAUUCACAAGCAGAAGCAACAUUCAGAGCGUCCGUACGAGUGCCCGCUCUGCGAUGAACGGUUUGCACACGAGUCAAGUAUGUUGGAACAUAAAGCUAGUCACUCGAAAGAACGGUACACCAGUGAAACGACGGCAACGGACGUCCCGAGGGGAAGUUCAUCUGAUGUGAAACAAGAACCUGUAAAGGAUAGUUCUGUUGAUAAAGUUGGAACUGCAACAGCUUGUGAUGAAAUUACAGCCUCUAGUUUCAGAAAGGCGGACGGUUUGGAGCCGAAUCAAACUGAUAACAACCAAAGCAGUGGUUCAGAGAGAUACAUCUGUGACAUAUGUGGCAAACAAUUCAAAAUAAAGAGGUCACUUCGCUUCCAUCUGCGUGCUCAUCGCAGCACUACUUUAAAUUAUAACACUUAUAACCACAUCAUGAAGCGGCACGAGUGUAAAAUUUGUGGAAAGAGAUUUGCCCAUCCUUGUAGGCUCAUACGGCAUAUGACUUGUCAUACUGAAGAAAGACCUUUUAGUUGUGAUAUAUGCGGUUUAUCAUAUAGGUCACUUGAGAGCUUGAGAUAUCAUAAGAUAAAGCAUACCUCGGAGCGGCCGCAUAAGUGCGAAAUUUGCGGCGAAAGCUUUCUAUUUCGCUACAUUUUAACAAGACACAUGCUUUGCCACACGGAUGAACGGCCUUUCAAAUGCACUGUUUGCGGUUCAUUAUUUAAGUCUGAUUGUUAUCUCAGAGAACAUAAGGCGAAGCACAACUCGGGGAUCCGGUAUAAAUGCGGAGUGUGUGGCAAAAACUAUAUUUCACGUAAAAUACUAAAGAGGCACAUGUUUCGUUCUCAUGAAGAAACGCACAACAGAGAGCACGCCCAUGGAGAAAUGCUCGUAAAAUCGUUGAAAUGCGACAUCUGCAAUGUAAGUUUUAAAACAAAUAAUAUGCUGAAUAUCCACAAGCAGAGCCAACAUUCGGAGCGUCCGUACGAGUGUCCGAUCUGCGAUAAACGGUUUGCACACAAGCGCAAUCUUUCCGAACAUGAGGCUAGACACUCGGAAGAACGACCUUACAGAUGCGAUAUUUGCGAAUCAACAUUCAAGACGAACAAAGCGUUGGCAGAGCACAAAAAAACGAAAACACACCUCAAACAAAAAAAGGAAAAGUCCGACUGACAAGAAGUAUUCGGAAAAUUUUGAUGAAAUAAUAAAAUACUCCGAUAUUUUAUCUUAGUUAGAUGCUCCGUCACUAUUUUCAUUUUAUAGAAGCAACCGAAUAAACUUUCAAUCGCCCACUUUCACUGUUACGAUAAUUUGCUCGACUCGACAGUGACUUCAAUCUUGUGUAGUUUCUCGACAAGUCUUAUAUAGAAAAGGCCUAAAUUCACGUGACUACCAUUCAAAAACAAUCCUCAAUAUGGUAAUAAUUUUAACAAUAAAUCAAGAUAGAGAUGGAUAAAGAAGCAUCCAAUUUACCUGUUCAUC
Wyeomyia smithii (pitcher-plant mosquito) is the source of this 2804-nucleotide messenger RNA. RefSeq names its product zinc finger protein 62 homolog. Gene Ontology annotation, cellular component: nucleus. The transcript is spliced from 3 exons. Gene Ontology annotation, molecular function: DNA-binding transcription factor activity, RNA polymerase II-specific; RNA polymerase II cis-regulatory region sequence-specific DNA binding. NCBI's taxonomy places the organism in Eukaryota, Metazoa, Arthropoda, Insecta, Diptera, Culicidae. Bases 126 to 2495 code for a protein of 789 amino acids. Gene Ontology annotation, biological process: regulation of transcription by RNA polymerase II. The record is from RefSeq and is a predicted model, not a curated record.